CAAACAACGCUUAGUAAGAGACGUAAUCUAACUCGCGGUAGUUUCUAAGUGCGGUGUAUCUUAAGAAUAAGUUAUACGUCGGCUUAAACUGAAAACUUCUAUUUCUCUAUGAAUCUUGGAUAACCUGCUAAAGGUCUGCAUCAUGACUACUGAUAUUGCAGUAGGGGUUCGAUGGGACCCUCUGAUGCAACAUGAUCUGGAAGAUUUUGAGUAUGAUGGAGGAAACAGCUCUUCACGACUCUUUGAAAGAUCACGAAUCAAAGCACUUGCUGAUGAAAGAGAAACAGUUCAGAAGAAAACAUUCUGCAAAUGGGUAAACUCCCAUUUAGUACGGGCUAAUUGCAAGAUUACUGACUUGUAUACUGACAUGAGGGAUGGAAGGAUGUUGAUGAAACUAUUGGAGAUUCUUUCAGGAGAGCCUCUCCCUAGACCUACAAAAGGAAAAAUGAGAAUUCAUUGUCUAGAAAAUGUUGACAAGACCCUCCAAUUUCUUAGGGACCAAAAAGUUCACCUCGAAAAUCUUGGAUCACAUGAUAUUGUAGAUGGAAGUGCUCGUCUGACGCUUGGUCUUAUCUGGACCAUUAUUUUGCGUUUUCAAAUUCAAGAUAUUACUAUUGAACAAGUUGACAGUAAAGAAACCAAAUCAGCCAAAGAUGCCUUAUUGUUGUGGUGUCAGAUGAAAACAGCAGGCUAUCCUAAUGUUAAUAUUCGUAACUUUACCACCAGUUGGAGAGAUGGGCUUGCUUUCAAUGCUCUGAUCCACAAACACAGACCUGACUUGAUACAGUAUGAAAGACUUUCCAGAUCUAAUGCAGUUUACAACCUCAACAAUGCUUUUAAUGUAGCUGAAGAGAAAUUAGGCCUUACCAGAUUGCUCGAUCCAGAAGAUGUUUUUGUUGACUGUCCGGAUGAAAAGUCCAUUAUCACUUAUGUGGUAACCUUUUAUCACUACUUUUCUAAAAUGAAAGCAGAGACCGUACAAGGCAGACGUAUUGGAAAGGUUGUUGGAGAAGCCAUGGAGAAUGAGCACAUGGCAAAUCAGUAUGAAACUCUGACAUCAGAUCUUCUUCAAUGGAUUGAGCAAACUAUUGAAGCACUCUCUGAUCGACACUUUGCCAACUCUCUGAAUGGUGUUCAGCAACAGCUAGCUGCAUUUAAUACCUACCGAACUAUGGAAAAACCUCCAAAGUUUAUUGAGAAAGGCAACUUGGAAGUGCUUCUUUUCACCCUCCAAAGUAAAAUGAGAGCAAAUAACCAGAAACCAUUUUUCCCAAAAGAAGGAAAGAUGAUUUCGGACAUUAAUAAAGCUUGGGAAAGCCUAGAAAGAGCAGAGCAUGAACAAGAACUUGCUUUGAGAAAAGAACUUAUUAGACAGGAGAAGCUGGAGCAGCUUGCCGCUCGUUUUGAUAGGAAGGCUGGCAUGAGAGAAACAUGGUUGAGUGAGAAUCAGAGAUUGGUAUCUCAGGAUAACUUUGGCAUUGAUCUUGCAUCAGUAGAGGCAGCUGCCAAGAAACAUGAAGCUAUUGAGACUGACAUAAAUGCUUAUGAGGAAAGAGUCCAAGCUGUUGUGUCUGUAGCAAAAGAAUUAGAAAGUGAAAACUACCACGAUAUUGGAAGAAUUAAUGCAAGAAAAGACAAUGUGCUUCGUUUAUGGAGCUACUUGUUGGAGUUGCUGCAAGCUCGUCGAUCCAGACUUGAGUUAUCACUUUCUGUGCAACAAACAUUCCAAGAGAUGACCUACAUUCUUGACUCAAUGGAAGAAAUUAAGGCACGGCUCUUGACUGAGGACUAUGGGAAACAUUUAAUGGGAGUUGAAGACUUGCUACAGAAACACAGCCUCAUUGAGGCUGAUAUUAAUAUUCUUGCUGAGAGGGUGAAAUCAGUUGUUCAGCAAGCUGACAGUUAUAUCUUAGAGGAAAUUGAAGGUUAUCAAGCAUGCAGUCCACAAAAUAUCCAGGUACGAGAACAGCAGCUUGAAGUUGCCUACUCUGAACUGGUGCAGUUAGCUCUUGAUCGACGCAGCAAGCUAGAAGAGUCCCACAAGCUGUGGCAGUUCUAUUGGGACAUAACUGAUGAAGAGUCUUGGAUUAAAGAGAAAGAACAGAUAUUAUUACAGGGAGAUAUUGGACAUGAUCUCACCACUGUACAUCUCCUUAUUAGUAAAAAUAAGGCUUUAGAAGAUGAGAUAUUAACCCAUGAAAAACAGCUAUAUGAAAUCAUGAAGGUUGGGGAAGAUCUCAUUCAAGCAGGUCAUUUUGGUGCAGAGAAUAUCAAAGACAGGAUUAAUUCAGUUCAGAACAUGUGGCAGAACUUAAAGGACCUGUUAUCAGCACGCACCAAGAGGCUUGACGAGGCAGUUAGUUAUCAUCAGUUUUUCGCAGAUGCAGAUGAUAUUGACACUUGGAUGCUGGACACACUCCGAGUUGUGUCUAGUGAAGAUGUGGGUAGAGAUGAGGCUAAUGUUCAGUCACUUCUGAAGAAACAUAAGGAGGUUACAGAUGACCUGAAGAACUUUGCCACAUCUGUUGACUCUUUACAUCAACAAGCUCUGAACUUGGGUGAACAGGAUCAAAAGUCCCCAGAGGUCAUGGAACGUCUUGCUAGUAUUGAUCAUAGAUACAAGGACCUUCUAGAAUGUACAAAACUUCGAAAACAAUGUCUUCUGGAUGCUUUAUCUCUUUACAAACUUUUCAAUGAAGCAGAUGGAGUAGAACAAUGGAUAGAUGAAAAGGAGAAGAUGCUAAGCACAAUGGUAAUGAGUCAAGAUAUGGAAGAAAUUGAAAUCAUAAAACAUCGAUUUGAAGGUUUUGAACAAGAGAUGAAUACUAAUGCAUCACGGGUUGCAGUGGUAAAUCAACUGGCUCGACAGUUAAUCCAUGUUGAACACCCUAAUUCUGAUGAGAUACUGUCCCGCCAAAAUCACCUGAAUCAAAGAUGGGCAACUCUGCGUAAACUAGUUGAAGAAAAACGUGAAGAAAUUGAUUUUGCACAUGGAGUGCAGACUUUUCACAUUGAAUGCAGAGAAACCACUACGUGGAUUGAAGAGAAGAAAAAGAUACUGCAGGCCACAGAGGAGCUGGAUAAUGACUUGGCUGGCAUCAUGACCCUACAGAGAAGACUAAGUGGCAUGGAAAGAGAUCUGGCAGCUAUACAAGCCAAGCUUGACUCUUUAGAGCAGGAAGCAGAAAAGAUUCAAAAGGAACAACCAGAGGAGGCUGAAGUAGUACGUGGAAGAAUUUCUGAAAUUAAGAAUGUCUGGGAGCAGCUGACUUACCUGCUUAAAGAUCGUGAUUCAAAGCUUGAAGAAGCAGGAGACCUCCAUCGCUUUUUGCGUGACCUUGACCACUUCCAAAUUUGGUUGACUAAGACCCAGAAAGAUGUGGCUUCUGAAGAUAUACCUUCCAGUCUGGCUGAAGCAGAAUCUGUUCUUAGUCAUCAUCAGCAAAUCAAAGAAGAAAUUAACAACUAUGCAGAUGAUUUUAAUCAAAUGAUGGAGUAUGGUGAACAAGUCACAAAGGAUCAAACUGAUUCACAGUACAUGUUCCUCCAUGAGCGUUUACGAGCCCUUCAGGAUGGUUGGACUGAAUUGUUGCAGAUGUGGGAGAACAGGCUUCAGCUAUUGUCACAGAAUCUGAACCUUCAUAUGUUCAUGAAGGAUGCCAUACAAGCAGAAAUUAUACUCAACCAGCAAGAACAUUAUCUUUCAAAAGACAAAAGUCCUACUAACUUGGAACAAACAGAAAAUAUGAUCAAGCAACAUGAGGCUUUCCUCUCAACCAUGGAGGCAAAUGAUGAGAAAAUCAAUGGUGUUGUUGAGUUUUCAGAGAGAAUAUGUAAUGAAGGUCAUUUUGCAGCUGAUAGAAUACACAAGAAGGCUGAAAAUAUCAAAGAGAGAUGUAAUGCUAAUCAUCAAGAAGCUAUAAAACAGAUGGACAAACUUAAGGAUCAACUUGAACUUCAUCAAUUUUUACAAGACUGUGAUGAAUUUUCUGAUUGGAUGCAAGAAAAAUUUAUCACUGCCCAAGAUGAAACUUAUCGAAGUGCAAAGACUAUUCAUAGCAAAUGGACUCGACACCAAGCCUUUGAUGCUGAAGUUGCCUCCAACAAACCUCAGUUGGAAAAGUUAGUUGAGGCUGGGCAAGCACUUAUUGCUGAUAAACCUGACAUGAAAGAUAUCAUUGAACCCCAUUUGGAGGAUCUUGCACAGCAGUUUGAAAUCUUGGAAAGGACAAUAAAGGAGAAAGAAGAGAAAUUGUUUAAUGCCAACAGACCAGUUCUUUAUGAACAAACCUGUGAUGAUGUAGACAGCUGGAUUACCGACUUAGAAAACCAAGUUCUAUCUGCUGAAACGGGCCAGGAUCUUACCAGUGUGAACAUCAUUCUUCAAAAACAACAGAUGAUAGAAACUCAAAUGGCAGUAAAGUCCAAACAGGUGUCUGAAAUUAAGAAUCAGGCUGAGUUUCUAGAGAAGUUGGAACCUGAUAAAGGUGAUGACAUUCAAGCAAGGAAGGUACACGUGGAAGAGAGAUUUCAACGCCUUCAAGCUCCAUUACUGGAAAGGAAAACCCAACUUUUAAAGAAAAAAGAAGCCUACCAGUUUCGUAGAGAUAUAGAAGAUGAGAAACUAUGGAUACAAGAGAAGAUUCCACUAGCUUCAUCAACAGACUGUGGAAAUAGUCUCUUUAGUGUACAAAUGCUGAAGAAAAAAUAUCAGUCACUUCGUACAGAGAUAGAUAACCAUGAGCCAAGGAUCAUGAAUGUAUGUGUAAAUGGACAGAAACUGAUUGAGGAAGGCCAUGAAGAUGCUGAAGAAUUCCAGCAACACAUUGAUGAGCUUGUAGCUUUAUGGCAACAAUUAAAUGAUGCCAUGGAUGGUCGUAAAAAUAAACUUGAAGAAUCCGAAAAAGCCCACCAGUAUUAUUUUGAUGCUUCUGAAGCAGAAGUCUGGAUGAGUGAACAGGAGUUGUACAUGAUGGUAGAUGACCGUGGGAAAGAUGAAAUCAGUGCUCAGAAUCUUAUGAAAAAACAUGAAAUUCUGGAGAAUGCUGUGGAGGAUUAUGUAGAUAUGGUCAAACAAUUAGGAGAUGUUGUUAAACAUCUUGUUGCAGAAAGUCACCCAGAAAGUGAUCAGCUUACAGUUAGACAGUCUCAGAUUGAUAAGUUGUAUGCUGGGCUUAAAGAUCUUGCUUUCGAGAGACGUGGUAAACUGGAUGAAGCUCUUAAACUAUUUUCUUUGAAUCGAGAAGUGGAUGACUUAAUGCAGUGGAUAGCUGAACGAGAAGUAGUAGCAGGAUCUCAGGAACUUGGGCAGGAUUAUAAUCAUGUUACAGUGCUCCAAGAACGAUUUAAAGCCUUUGCUCAAGAUACUGAACAUACUGGAACUGAACGAGUAAUAGAUUUUAACCAGAGUGCUGACAAUUUGAUCACCUUGGGUCAUUCAGAUAGUGCCACCAUUGCUGAAUGGAAGGAUAAUGUUAAUGAAGCUUGGACAGAUUUACUGGAGCUCAUAGACACUCGAAUACAGAUGCUAGCCGCUUCCUGGCAACUACAUCGAUUCUUUCAUGAUUGCAAGGAUGUCUGUGGCCGUAUUUUGGAGAAACAAAAUGCUCUUUCUGAUGAGCUUGGAAGAGAUGCUGUAGGUGUAUUUAACCUGCAGAGAAAACAUGCAAACUUUGAAAAUGAUCUACAAACUCUUGAAAUAGCUGUAACACAAAUCAAGGAUGACUCAGAAGAGUUACAAAUAUCUUAUGCCGGAGAAAAAGCUCAGGAGAUUAUUGGACGAGAAACUGAGGUUGUCAGUGCUUGGCAGAAUUUACUUACAAUGUGCCAGAACCGACGUGUGAAGUUAGAAGAAACUGGAGAUCUCUUCCGUUUCCUUAACAUGGCAAGAGAUCUGAUGCUGUGGAUGGAAGAUGUUGUGAGGCAGAUGAGCACUACUGAAAAACCAAGAGAUGUAUCAGGUGUAGAGUUAUUGAUGAAUAAUCACCAGAGCUUGAAAGCUGAGAUAGAUGCCAGAGAAGACAACUUGUCUGUCUGUAUAAGUCUGGGAAAAGAGCUAGUAAUUAGAAGUCACUAUGCAUCCACUGAAAUUAAAGAAAAACUGUUGUUCUUAACAAACCAGAGAAACACAAUGAUGGAGAGGUGGGAGGAAAGAUGGGAACACUUGCAGCUAAUCUUGGAAGUUUAUCAGUUUGCUAGAGAUGCAGCUAUUGCAGAAUCUUGGCUAGUGGCUCAAGAACCAUAUCUUCUUAGCCAAGAAUUAGGUAUGACAAGUGAUGAAGUUGAGCAGCUAAUAAAAAAGCACGAGUCAUUUGAAAAAUCAGCAGCAGCACAAGAGGAAAGAUUUGCAGCUUUGGAGAGGUUAACAACAUUUGAACUAAAAGAACAAAAAAGAAGAGAAGAAGAGGAGGAAAAAGAGGCUGAAAGGAAGAGACAAGAGGAACUGGCAAAACAAAUAGUUCAGGAACCUGAACCAGUUGUAGAUGAACCAAAAGCUGUUGCUGAAAAGGAAGAAGUUGAGGAGCCACCUGUGGAAAAGAAAGAAAAGGAUAUCAGUGAGGAACAGGAACCAGUUGUAGAGGAAGCCCCAGAAGCUGUGACAGAGGCACCUCCUCAGGUUAUUACAGAGUCUCAAUCUGCUCCAAGUACACCAUUUUCUGAGAAGGAAAAGAAAAAACGAAGGUCUCUCCCGAGAUCUCCUUUUAGUAGCUGGAGAAGGAAGAAGGGUUCAGCAGUGAAUGAAACUGAUGCUGGUUAUCCCAAAACAGAACAUGCAAGUCCUUCAUCCAGUCCUACCAAGGAGGAGGACAUACAAUUUGCUGGAAUGCUUGUUAGAAAACAUGAAUGGGAAUCAACCACAAAAAAAGCCUCAAAUAGAUCUUGGGACAAACUUUACUUGGUGCUUCAAGGAAAGACACUGCUUGCGUAUAAAGACCAAAAACACUUCAAAAUGGAACCAGAGAAUUACUUCCAUGGAGACCAACCCAUUGAUCUUACGGGAGGUGGAGCUGAAAUUGCUGGUGAUUAUACGAAGAAGAAACAUGUCUUUAGGCUGAAAUUACCUGGUGGAGCAGAAUACUUGUUCCAGGCUAAAGAUGAUGAAGAGAUGAGUAGCUGGGUCCAGAAGCUUCAGGUGGCUGCUGGAGAAGGAGAAAGCCCUGGUUGGCCUUCUCGUUCCCAGACUCUUCCUGCUAAAUCUGAAGGAGAGAAAAAAGAAGAACAUAAAAAGCGUGGAUUUUUUACUCUGAAGAAAAAGUAACAGGCUCUUCCAGUUUCUGUGCAUCUCUGUUCUUCUUUGCAGUUACUGUUUUGAAUGCAGCCAGAUGAAACAAUUUGCAUGAAUAAUGGCAUUGCAGCUAUUGCUAAGAAAACGUUUAUAUGUUGGUUAAAAAAAAGUAUUUAGUUUUCUCAAGGAAUUAGUGUUUAAAUUUGGUUUUGUUUGUUCUCUUGUGCCAUCUUAACAUUUGUGGAACUUGUGCACAUUUUUGCUAAUAAAAUAAAACAUUAAUUUCAUUUACUUCUUAAAAUGUUUAUUGUAUGCACAAUGUAAUAGUCUGGAAAAAGCUAACCUGUAGAAAUCAAGAGAUAACCUAUUUGGUCUUGGCUCUGAUAAAAUAAUAUAAGAGUAUCUAUUUUCUCCUGGUCAGUUGGUUUAGAUGCAUGAGUUUGGUAACUGCUAUUGAGUUGCUGAACAGUGUGCCAUUUUUUUUUCACAGUCCUCUUAUUAUCAGAUCCAACUUGCAUGCAGUUGAGAAGAACAGUGUGUCUUUAUCCAGGUUUUGGAACUCAGAACAGCCUUUAAAGUUAAAUAAUUGUAAUAGUAUGUAAAAUAAAAAUUUUAUAGUUAUCAGAAAUUUAAAAUCUAAAAUAUAAUUUGUUGUGAGAGUUAUAUACGAUUGAUCUAAUGAUAUUUUAGAUUUAUAUCUUUAUGUUAGAGAAUUUUAUUUAAAUGCUGAGGUUUUUAAGUGCAUAACUUCUGAUCAUUCCUUCCUUUUAAAAUUUAUCUUUAGCUAUUGAACCUUUGAGCCAUCCUAACUAUGUAUUAUGCUUUGUGGAUAUAAAGUUGUCCAUAAAGAUGAGCUCUUUACUACCAUUUUUUUAGGUUUUAUUUUUUGUUCAACUUAAAUCAGAAAUAUUUUUGAUAUUUUGUUUUGUGUCCAGAUGUGAAAUUAGAGAAAUUAAAGCUGUUAUACUGUUGGUGUGGUUUGUUUUAACAAUGUGAUGUUUAGUUCUAAAAGGGGCCUGCCAGUAUUUAAAAUAUUGAUUUUGAUAUUUUAUCAAUCUACAGCUCAGUUUAGUAUAACAAAAUUACAGAAAUUAAAUCUUUUUUUUUAUCAAAUUAUUUAGAACAUAAUUUAGCUAUUUUGUUAUUUUCUUAUUAAGUAUUAAAUAUGUAAGUGGAACAGAAGCAGUUACCACAUUAUUUUAAAAGUUUUCAAAAGUACAUGUAAUAUAAAUAUGCAAUGUAAAAUUUGUGAAAGGUAAAAUAAUGCUGUUAGUUUAAAAUAGCAUAAUUUUAUGUCUAAAAUCGUAAAUUGAAGAGAUUUAUUUUUUUUUCUUGUUAGAAUAUUUACAAGAGUUUACAUACUGUUAUUUACUUGAUAGAAUUGUAUAACAUGUUUCAUUAGCAAGCUAUAUCUGGUCUGUAGCCUAUGUUCUAUUUUUCAUGUCCUAACCUGUGUUCAGAGCAGCUUGCAGUUGAAUGAAAAAUAAAGUUCUUUUCUUGUUCAGAA
This is a messenger RNA of Limulus polyphemus (Atlantic horseshoe crab), 8732 nucleotides long. Its product is annotated as spectrin beta chain-like. Lineage: Eukaryota; Metazoa; Arthropoda; Merostomata; Xiphosura; Limulidae. Gene Ontology annotation, molecular function: actin filament binding; phospholipid binding; structural constituent of cytoskeleton. Gene Ontology annotation, biological process: actin cytoskeleton organization; neuron development. The coding region runs from base 143 to 7258 and encodes 2371 amino acids. The transcript has 49 exons. The record is from RefSeq and is a predicted model, not a curated record. Gene Ontology annotation, cellular component: cell junction; plasma membrane; cortical actin cytoskeleton.